UCACAUCUAUUUGUUUGUGUGACUGCAGGAGAAAGAAACCAUUUCUGUCUGCAACCAGGAGACAGCUACAAUGGACCCGUCCAACCAGAAGCACUUUGCAGUUCUAGACUAUGUGAUAUUUGCCUUCUUGCUCGCGGCCUCUAUGGUCAUCGGCCUGUACUAUGCUCUCUCUGGUGGGCGUCAGCGCACUACACAGGAGUUCCUGAUGGCAGACAGGAGCAUGCACUAUCUUCCCGUUUCCCUGUCACUUAUUGCCUCAUUCCAGUCCGCUGUGGCAAUCAUAGGCAUACCGGCAGAAAUCUACACUCAUGGUACUCAGUACUGGUUCUUCGGCUGUGCUUACAUCCUGGGCCUCCUCCUUCCGGCUCAUAUUUUCAUUCCAGUGUUGUACAGACUGCGGCUCUCCAGUGCUUACCCGUAUCUUGAACUGCGCUUCAACAAAGCAGUGCGUGUUUGUGGAACUUUGAUCUUCAUGUUUCAGAUGGUGGGUUAA
This is a messenger RNA of Monopterus albus (swamp eel), 493 nucleotides long. RefSeq names its product sodium-dependent multivitamin transporter-like. Gene Ontology annotation, cellular component: membrane. The transcript has 2 exons. Gene Ontology annotation, biological process: transmembrane transport; sodium ion transport. The record is from RefSeq and is a predicted model, not a curated record. NCBI's taxonomy places the organism in Eukaryota, Metazoa, Chordata, Actinopteri, Synbranchiformes, Synbranchidae. The coding region runs from base 71 to 493 and encodes 140 amino acids. Gene Ontology annotation, molecular function: symporter activity.